AUGUUCAACACUUUUGGCUUCGGCUUGUUGCGGGUCGUCUAAAAGGCGAAGAAGCAUAAUAAUUGGCGACCAACCGAUACAGGAGCGUAUCAUAUCGAACAUUUCAGUAUUUGAUUCGCUUGCUCUCCUAUCGGAGGAACAAUCAACAAGCGUAACCAAGUCUAGUACGAGAACUCCUAUAUAGCGCCGACGUGGUCGUCGUGAAUACGCACUUAUAGCGUAUAGAAAAAUCCAUUUUAGUGACUAUAAAGAAAAUUUUAUGCUAAAUCAGUCAGAAAAGCCUUAACUGGAAUAAAACAAGUGACAAAUAGCAGAAAAUUUCAAGUUACUACCGUUAAUUAAACACAGUUCAAGAAAAAUAGCUAAAAAUCGAAAUAAAUAAUUAACCCAGAAAAGUGUUUGAGCAAAUAUAUAUGUACGUAUCUGCUUACAUUAUCAUAUAUCAUAAAUACAUGUACAUAGGUUCAAAUUCUAACAGUAAUUGAAAGAAACGCGAGAUAUUAAGUGCCAGGAAGUUCUAGUGAAAAUACAACAAAUAUUGAAACGCGUUCAAGGAGAAUUCGAAGUUUAAACCGAAAUCAAAUUUGACAGCAAAUAUUGACUUUUUCCAACUACAAAGAGCGUUGUCACUUCCUCGAAACCACGUGUGAAGAAUUUUGGAGGACACUCUGAGGCACCAAUUGCAUUUCAAGAGAGUUCUCUAAACAUUUGGAAUAUACAUACAUAUAGUCCACAGUCAGCCACAACAUUUACCGAGGCGACCACACACAAAUUAGCGUAAGGUUAGACCCAAGGUUUUGUGUAUCUUUGCAAUAUAUGUAUAUAGGAAGCGGCAAAUAAUUGGCAUAAUCAACGCAAUUUUCGGGAUUUUCAAUAGUUGCUAUUAAUUGGGUACAUAGUCAUUGACCAAAUAUAGAAAUCCAAAUAAAGAUAAUUCUAGUCACAGACUUAAGUUACGUUUACUGCCGAAAUAGAUUUUCUUAAGUGUGCCAUCGCGAUGGCUGCUCCAGCAGCCUGUACGCGUUUUUCCGACAAUUAUGAAAUUAAGGAGGAACUUGGCAAGGGCGCCUUCUCUGUUGUCAAACGAUGUGUUCAAAAAUCAACACAGUUUGAGUUUGCCGCGAAAAUUAUCAAUACAAAGAAACUCACCGCAAGAGAUUUUCAAAAAUUAGAGCGAGAAGCUAGAAUUUGCAGAAAGUUACACCAUCCUAAUAUCGUCAGACUGCACGAUAGCAUACAGGAAGAAAACUAUCAUUACUUAGUGUUUGAUCUUGUUACUGGUGGUGAGCUGUUUGAAGAUAUUGUUGCGCGCGAAUUCUAUUCAGAGGCUGAUGCAUCGCAUUGCAUUCAACAAAUCUUGGAGUCGGUUAAUCAUUGCCAUCAGAAUGGUGUGGUGCAUCGUGAUCUGAAACCAGAAAAUUUACUAUUAGCUAGUAAAGCCAAGGGUGCAGCUGUAAAACUCGCCGACUUUGGCUUAGCCAUAGAAGUUCAGGGCGACCAUCAGGCAUGGUUCGGUUUUGCCGGCACCCCUGGCUACUUAUCGCCGGAGGUGCUGAAAAAGGAGCCUUAUGGCAAAUCGGUAGAUAUAUGGGCAUGCGGAGUUAUUUUAUACAUUUUACUAGUCGGUUAUCCACCAUUUUGGGAUGAGGAUCAACAUCGUCUUUACUCCCAAAUAAAGGCUGGCGCUUAUGAUUAUCCAUCACCAGAAUGGGAUACCGUAACGCCCGAAGCAAAGAAUUUAAUUAAUCAAAUGCUUACAGUUAAUCCAAACAAAAGAAUUACUGCGGCUGAAGCGCUGAAGCAUCCAUGGAUUUGCCAAAGAGAGCGUGUCGCUUCAGUGGUACAUCGCCAAGAGACUGUGGACUGUCUCAAAAAAUUCAAUGCUCGUCGUAAACUUAAAGGCGCUAUUCUUACUACAAUGUUAGCAACCAGAAAUUUUUCAAGUAGGAGUAUGAUUACGAAGAAAGGUGAGGGAUCUCAAGUUAAGGAAUCAACGGACUCCUCAAGCACAACAUUAGAAGAUGACGACGUUAAGGAGGAUAAAAAGGGAAUUGUUGAUCGCAGCACAACAGUCAUAUCAAAAGAGCCCGAAGGCGCUUUCGAUCCACUUGAUGCUGUAUUGUUAAAACAAAUAAUACAAUCUAGAGCAAACGUAAUGGGACGCAAUACGCCAUUAUCAACAGCUAACGGCUUCAACAGUCCUUAUGAGCCCUCAUUUAUGUCGCGUUCGCAUGUAUUAAACACGGCGAAUUGCUAUACAAACGCCAACAACAAUGGCAGCAACAACAGAGCAAGCUGCAAACCAGCGUUGCAACAAGAUUGUAUUGCACGCAAUAGCGUUAAUAAUUUGUCCGUUGGCAACGCAAAAAUUUCUGGUGUGGGUAGUUACGCGUUACCAAAUUUGGUUUCUAGCAAUGACAUGUGUGCUGACAUCGUACAUGACGGCAAGUGCGUGCCUAAAUUAUGUGUAGCUGUUACAGAUGAUGGGGAAUUGGCGCAACAACGUCGAAAUACACGUUUUUCGAAGAUCGAGUGCCUAAAAGAACGUAUAUUACGCGUUUGUUGUUGUUGUUGCGUCUGCCACAAAAGUACUAAAAUGUAGUUACCACAUCAAAAGACGCAAUACGCAUGUACAUACAAGUACUUAGCAAUUGUCCAGCACACAGUGUUCAUUACAAAAACUAUUCAAAAUGUUGUUAAAGCAUUUGUAGGAUGAACGAAGAAAUUUCAAUUAUGUAAUAUUAUUUUUUUGAAUAAAUUUGUAUAAUUCUUUGUUGCAUUGGGAAACGAUUUUUUUAUUGCCUUUACAGUUAUUAGAAGAGUAUACUUUGGAUAUACAGGAGUUUGAGUUUAAGGGGUUAAUCUGGUUAGGAGUCCUAAAAAAUGAGGUUUUUCAAACUUUUUUCCUGAGAAAACUUCUAAAUUUAUUAUUCUAUGAAUUUCUACAUAUUAUCGUAACUUUAAAGAGUAUUGAGUAAUUAUUUAUUUGUAAAAAUAACAGUAUUUUACGGUGACCACUAUAUCUCUGAAGUGGAUCAUCUGAUAUGAAAAAAUCAAACGGGGUUUGUUAAAGUAAUGUGUACUCUUGUAAUUAAGCGCAGGAAUAUGCAAAACAUUUGUUUGACAAAAUAGCGCUUUUGAACAAAAAAAUCGAUUUUUUGUCAUAAUUUUGAUCUUAAAUUGUGUAUAAAAAAAAAAACAAUUUUUAACGUUGUAAAACUUUAAGAUUAAUCGGUUCAGCCAUUUCCGAGAAAUCUUGUUCACCGACUUUCAAAACACAUAUUAAGUAAAAAAACCAGGCGCCACACCGCCCUAAUACUUUCAAAUUCUCCGACGCGUCGUUACGGUUAUGCGUUUAAUAAAUAACCUUCGGAUUAACUUGAAAUUUUCAUACAUACUUGAAUACAUGUAUAUUACGAAAAUAAAAUCAAAAUAUGAUUUUUUUAAAUACUAACUAGAUUUAACACCUCAAUAGAAUACACCUGGUUAGGUGUUUUGUAUAGAAUAAUAGCUUUGGUAGCAGAUAAGAUUGAUUCAAAAUAUUGGAAAUUAAGCGUAAAGAAACUUUCGUUUUUAUAAGCUUUCGAGUGUUGAAUUGCUCUUGUAGGGCGUAUAAAGGUGGAGGUUAUGACAUUUCAUUGUGGUAUCCACAUACUAGUUUGUAUUGAAUUCUACUGUAUAAAUUCUUGUCUUUCAUAAGUAUUUUGUUUUUAAGUUUUCCUCAUAAAAACGUUGGGUCACAAUAUUUCAAAGCUACAUUAGCAAUUAUAAACACUCCUCGUCAAUAAGUUAGACGCACCCGUACUUACAAUAGUAUUCAGUUUAAAACUUUUAGUUUGGUUUCAAUUAAGUAAAAGUUAAUAUGCAAAAGCCUUGAUUGUGCAAUGAUAUUUCAGAGAUAAUAUUCAAAAAAUUAAAAAGUUUAAUUUCUGAGAUAUACGAACUUAAAGUAACUACUUUUUUAAGCUUAUUUAUAACUUUUAUUUUUAGUGAGUGUAAAUAAUAGACUUAUGAGGAUAAAGUGAAAACUAUUUUCAGUAAAGUGUACUGCUUCCUUUGUUUGCUAAAACUGCAUAUGUCCGUUCCGUUUAUGAAUGAUAGAGGGAGUCUAUGCAUUUUAGCAAAAAGUUGCUCCCAGCACGGGUAAUUGCUGCAAUUAAUUUUUAUACUCUCGCAACCUGUUGCACAGAGUAUUAUAGUUUUGUUCACAUAACGGUUGUUUGUGUCACCAAGAAAUAAAAGAGUUAGAUAUGGGGUUAUAUAUAUAUAAAUGAUCAGGAUGACGAGUGGAGUUGAAAUCCGGAUGUCUGUCCGUCCGUCUGUCCGUCCGUGCAAGCUGUAACUUGAGUUAAAAUUGAGAUAUCAUAAUGGAACUUGGAACACAUAUUCCUUGGGACCGUUAGAGGUUCGAAAAUGAGCAAAAUCGGUCCACUGCCACGCCCACAAAAUGGCGAAAACCAAAAACACAUUAAGUGUCAUAACUAAGCCAUAAAUAAAGAUAUAAUAGUAAAAUUUGGAAUAAAGGAUCGCACUAGGAAGGGUCAUAUUUGGAUGUAAUUUUUUUGGGUAAGAGGGCGUGGCCCCGCCCGGUUAUUUGUAUAUAUCUCGCAAACCAAUGAUGCUAUAUAAACCAAACUUCCUGCAGUCGAUUAUCUUACGUACCCCACCACACACCAUGAAAAUAGUUAAAAUCGGAUAAUAACCACGCCCACCUUCCAUACAAAGGUUAGGUUGAAAAUUACUAAAAGUGGGUUAACUCACUAACGAAAAACGUCAGAAACACUAAAUUUCACAUAAGAAAUGGCAGUUGGAAGCUGCACUCAGAUUUUUUUACAAAAUGGAAAAUGGGCGUGGCGUCGCCCACUUAUGGGUCAAAAACCAUAUCUCAGGAACUACUCGACACAUUUCAAUGAAACUUGGUUUGUAAUAGUUUCCUUACAUCCCAAUGAUAUGUUGUGAAAAUAGGCCAAAUCACUUCACAACCACGCCUACUUCCUAUAUACCAGAACUUUGAAGACGAUCUGAAUCGUUUACUUUACAAUAUAUAAAGUAAUCUUCACUAGUAUAUCGGUGCAGAACUUUGCACAAAUACUACGUUUACAUUGUGGCAGUCCCAUUCUAAAAAUCGCCAAAAUCGGACCAUAGGUUUUCAAGGCCCCAUAUAUCGAACAUGAGGACCUCGGUGCUUCUAACCUAAUAUUAGGGUUUCCAACUUUCAAUGGACUUUAUACAAUAUAUGUGACGAAUAUGUGGGUCAAAUUGUGUAUUAUAUAAUAUUAAAUAAAUAAAUUGCGAGAGUAUAAAAUGUUCGGUUACACCCGAACUUAGCCCUUCAUUACUUGUUUUCUUUAUCUUCCUAUUGCUUUCCUUCUUCAUAAAUGUCCCAUGUAAGACAGCCCCAAACGUUUUCAAUUACGUAAAAAUCCGUAUAAUAUGGUGACCAAAUCAUAACAUUAACGAUUUGACUCAAAAUAAAUGACUUAACUAAUAGAGCGAUAUGAAUCGAAGCAUUAUCUUUUUCAAAAAUCAAUGACAUAGGUACGAAGAGAUCUUUUAAUAUUAUAAUAGACAAAUUGACAUGUUUUUUCGAAACGCUCAAUUCAAUAAAAAUAUCAAUGAAUUGUUCCAUAAAAGAAUGUGAUGGGAUCCGGUAUCAUUAUCCACUUGCUAUAGCGGCUUAAACACACUUCUGCUCUUUGCGUAUGGUAUUCAGUGGUGGAUUUUUUUAUAAUUUUUAGACGCUUAAGAUAUUUUGCAUUUCUCAUUUUAAGCGGUACACUUGAAAAAUUUGCAUUUACUCCGGUUACGAACAUGCUUUGAACUUUAAUAUGAAAAUGGUUUUGGUCACCUAAAAACAUAUCUGGUAGUAAAUAGAAUGGGUUCUUAUAGAGAAAAAAUGGUACAUUAACCUAUGAGAAGCGGUGUAUAACGUAUAUUGUAUGCCGUAAUAGGGUUAUUUGAGUCAGAGUUGAAAGAAACUCCUGCAGCUAUUAUAGUUUAGACUAGUUAGUAUGUAGAUAAACAGCGUAAACAUUUGUGGAUUUCAGGGAGUAUAAACAUGCAGUAGUUGCACAUGUAAACUAAAAACCUAUACAAUAAAAACAAUACAGCACAAUUUUAAGCUUCAAUACGCCUUUUUCCUACUUAAUAUUUGUAAAAAAUUUUAAUUUCCCUUUUUCCCUAUGUAUGUGAAUUAUUUGUAUAUAGUUUUCUCACCCACUAAAAUAUGUAUUUUCAUUUUAUAACUAAAUCAUAUGAUAUGUAUUUGGAAAUGAAUUUAAGCAUGCUCGACAGAAUUGUAAAGGUAAAUCCCAAUGCAUUUUAAUUUAAAAAGUAAUAUAGACAUUUCCAAUAUUAAUAACAUUUUACAAGCAAGGAUGAUAAUGAUCCGUGAAAAAUUUAACAAUUUGCUGUGGUAUAUCUCCUUUCACUGAAUCGCUGAAGUGAUAAGCUUGACGCACUGUAUAAUCGUAUGACUAUUUGAAGCAUAUGCACUUCUUCUAACAACAGCGCGCCAUUCGUUAUUUGGCGCCAAUUGGAGUUACAAAGAGCAGUCAAAUCCUUCUCCAGCUGGUCUCUCCAACGGAGUUUCAACCAUUGGCUACUGCAUAAAACAUUUUCAAAACUAGAGCGUUUUCGUCCAUUCGGACAACGUGGCCUAGCCAUUCUUUUUAUUUGCUGGACAAUGUUAAUGUCGUCGUUUCACAUCGUUCCAUUAUCUGCGGUAUUCGCCGUUGUUCAAAGGACCAUAAAUCUUGCGCAUAAGCUUUCUCUCGAAAGCUCCUAGUGCCGUCUCAGCGCUCGUUGACAUCAUCCACGCUUCUGCAACUUUACUUUUCAAUUGCCUACUCAGUCCAAAGAAGCACCUGCUGGCGGAUGCGAUUCUGCGUUUGUUUUCUAGGCUGGCCUUGUUGUUGGUGUUGUUGAUGCUGGUCCCAAGGUAGACCCAAUUAACUACAAUUUCAAUAUUAUGACUGUCAACAGUGACGUGGUAGCCAAGACGCGAAUGCGCCGACUGUUUGUUUAAUGACAAUAGGUAAUUCAUUUUGUCCUCGUUCACCACCAGACCCAUAAGCUUCGCUUCCUUAUCCUGCUGAAACCUCGUUUGGUAGCGAACGGCUCGGUGUCGUUCUUGUGCACUAGCUGGCUAAAAUUAAGUAAGCGAUGGAUUGACCUAUCAAACAUAAGUUGAAACAACAAAUAUAACAAAACCUACCUAAUUUCAUAACGUUAUAUUCUGGCUAUCUCUGCCUCUCUGUUAGAUGUUUCCAACGGCAACCGUAAAUAGUAGAGUUAAAUGUCACAUUAUCCGCUCAUAACUAAAUAGCUUUCUGCUAGCAGUAAAAGUUAUUAUAAUUUUAGUGGUUUCUUUACACAGCUUGUUUCGUUGUUGAUUGAGGUUAAAUAUGAGUAUGUAUGUAUGUACAUACAUCAGUACAUAUAGACAAUUCAUAUUCAGCUCCACAGCAAUCUCACACAUACCAGUGUACAAACACGCAAAAAAAAAAUAUUGUUGUUAAACAAAUUAGUAAUAAAAAAAAUCAAAACAUUAACAAAAAAAAAACAAUUAAAUAAGAAAAAAGCAAAAACGUAAUACGAAAACAACAAAAUUGAAUGAGCAGUUUAGGAUGAACAUGUUUUUAACUAACUUUUCUCUCUUAUUUUUUGUUUUUUUGCAAAUUAAACCUGAACGAAUAUUAUGAAAUAAAAAAAAUAAUUCAACAACAUGUUUCACUGAUUGCAAUAAUUGAAAAUAAACUAAUUGGUCAAUUGAUUGAUUAAUUGAUUGAACGACUGAUAUUAGAAAUAAGGAUUGUCUGUCCAGCGAAAACUUGUCAACAAAUUUCAA
This is a messenger RNA of Zeugodacus cucurbitae (melon fly), 7849 nucleotides long. RefSeq names its product calcium/calmodulin-dependent protein kinase type II alpha chain (gene CaMKII). Lineage: Eukaryota; Metazoa; Arthropoda; Insecta; Diptera; Tephritidae. Gene Ontology annotation, molecular function: calmodulin binding; ATP binding; calcium/calmodulin-dependent protein kinase activity. Gene Ontology annotation, cellular component: cytoplasm; neuron projection. The coding region runs from base 998 to 2602 and encodes 534 amino acids. Gene Ontology annotation, biological process: protein phosphorylation. The transcript is spliced from 14 exons. The record is from RefSeq and is a predicted model, not a curated record.